UAACUUUAAGAUGUUUUCUUGUUCAUGUUUUUGUUUGUUGCGGUUGCACCCGAUUCAAGAGCCGAAUGGCUUGCAGGGCUAUACCAAAUAAAUGGGACUAUGCUCUUGGGAAACCUGCUUACUUAGCGAGUAAAUGAGAAGCGUAAAAUACAUUGGGGUUUUAGGAAAUAAUGAAGCUGGUGCCACAUUCAGGAAAGGUUAUUGGGGGGGCACAAUUUUAAAGAUUGAAGAGAAAACAUGCUUUAAACAAAGAAAAACGCUUUAAUUUGCAUACUUUUGUCACCAAUAUUUAUAUAUGUCCAGAUAAUUGGAUGGCCACUGAAACAUGAUUUGUAUUGCUUGGAGAAACAACUCAAAAUGCGGAAAUUUGUAUACCCUGGGGAAGCUUUUUAAUGUAUGUGUGUUGAACUUCCUUAACAGCGUGCUAAUCGGAUGUGUGAAAAUUAUGUGGAUUGGGAUGAAAAUAAUGAAAGGGGGCAAAAAUGUAGGUGCAUGGAGUGAUUUUUGGAAAGCUGAACUUGGUGUAUAAAGCAGCUUACCGGUCGGUAUCGGAGAAGCAGAACGUUUUCAGUCGGUGAAUGUUUCUACUUUGAUGUAUGAAUAAGGAACAUUGACAAAGAAAAUGAAACAAAAGCGUAAAGCAGCAUGGCAGAUUGCAUGCUCGGAAUCACACUGCGAGAGAAGUGUGUGGAUCCGUGAACCAAUGCAGAUCAAAGCCAUUGUAUUGACUUAAGAAGGUGAACUUGGUGCAUAGCAAAUUGAGGAAGGAUGAUGGCUGAGCCACAAAACUGGUGGUAGCCAGAGGUGAAAAUGUGCUUGAGAGUGACCACCAUGGAGAUGGAGCAAUGCGGUACACCGGAGUGAGAUGGAUAUCUUCACAGGACCGUUAUUGAUGGCAAUGACUUGGGCGCAUGCCUUCAUUUAGCGAUGGAGAGACCAUGGCUGUUUAUUGCUUUUGCAUAAGAGUACCCCUGCUUUAUAUGCAUAACACGUGACAAUCCUGUAAUACGCCUACUCAGAAUCUGGAAUUGAUGUACAGUACUUAGCAACUGAAACACAUUGAACUACCAUAGACCUUGGUUAAUGAGGCCACCCAUUGUUGCUUGUCCGUUGCACUUCAUGCCAAUUGAACGAUUCCUGACAUUUCAAUAAUAUUACAUGCAUUUACGUAAUAGAUUUUACACGUUUCCACUGAUUGCAAUAAUUUACUUUCCACUGCAAAAUAUACGGCAACUUGGAUGAGGUUGGAAAAACAGACUGAAAAUAGUUGUGCUAAAAUUGACUGUCGCAUGUUUUUAAGUUAGUUCAGCUUGCUCUCAAUGUAAUGCUGUCCACAGAUACAACACUGCCUAAUGGCAGCCUACAUUAAUAAGUAUGUGCAAUCAUUAAAAGCUUAACCAAAGUGUAUACCCCAUAUCCAGUGUGUGUACAAAAUGGGCUUGGAUAAGCAUGCCUGAGCUAAAUAAAAAAAAACUCGUGAUUUUCAAAAUAAUAUGUACUGUGGACAUACGAGAUUUGUAUUCAGCUAUGAAAUUGUAUUCCUUCUCGGCAAGUGAAAUGUGGCAACCUGGAUUAAAUGGGAAUAUUGUGUCUCCGACAUCAAAAUCUUGAGCAUGGCUGUGUCAAACAAGCUUACUAUUUUUACGAUUGCCAUACAGCUUCAAGAAUUGGGGGAUCACAAAAAUGGUGUUUGUGUAUUUAAAGGCCAGCAGUCGCAUCCUAAGCAUAUUCACAAUAGUACACCACCCACGACUAAGAUUAAUGUUAUUUAGCAUGGUAGGAAAUCUACAGUACUGUAGUCAAUGCUUAGAACCUGUAAAUCCAGGCAGAGCCUUACAGAGACACAAGGUAUUGCUUUGUUCCUACAGAAAAUAAAGGCCGUUUGCUGAACGUCUCAUAAAAAAUCCUUCAUUCGUCUGCAUGAGGCAUGAUUUUAUGAGCUGCCGAUUUUCUUUUUUAUUGUGCUAUUACCUGGUGGUACAGUGAUAUGUGCACUGCGCUACAAAUCCAGCGACCAGAGUUUGAAUCCUGACUACGGCUGGUAAAGUCCAUGAGCCUAGACCCGAUGUUUCACUUGUCAGGACCACCCAAGGUCGCAUAACAUUUGUGGUUCCAAUUUCUAGAUGUGGCCAAUGACGGCGAAUUAUGUGAUAACCAUUUGAAAUUAGUUUGUCAAGUAAUUCUCAUUAGCCAUGUACAUAAAUUUGGUACUAAAGUUUUAAGACCUUAAGUGGUACCGAUUUCUAUUAUGGACUAGCAGUGAGUAUUAUGGACUAGCAGUGAGCCCAAGGACUAGCAGUGAGUAAACCGGUUCUGGCCUUUCUCCCUUGCUUCACCAACCCACACUUACCAGCAUGGUUGAAGUAUUGUCAAACAACCCCAGUGAUCAUCAUGAGCGUGGAGCAGAUUUCAUUCAGCAGUGGAUUGACAAAGGGCUGUAAAUGAAAUGAUUGCCUUACGUGGUAUCCACGCAGCAUCAGACGAUGAGCGGCAUGCGACUUUGGAGCCGCUAUUGCUAUGGCAACUUGUGUGUUAUUGCCUUCAGUGAGACCUAGUGGAGAAUGCCAUAAUAUGAAGGCAGGGGGGCGAGUUUAAGCUGAAGUGUGCGGUUGUAUAUUUUUUAUCGACCUUUCUAUAAAUAUGGCAUUCUCUUGCGCGCAUGCGUGUGGGAUUUUUAUUUGAAAAUAAUUGUUUUUUUUAAAGGUCCAUUUUGUGCUCAGAGGCAUACCUCUCCGGUAUUCAAUGUACAAUUACAGCGUUAUAUAAUUACAGCACUUAACAAUCACAGUGCAAUGUUUUGACCACUUAAGUGACCUGCCGAGAAAAAAGCACAAAUUGGACAAUAUACAAACGGCUUUGUCUAUAUUGUCAUUAAACAGAACACCUGCAUAGGCACUUUGGCAAAUGCAGUCUGUCCUUCUGUACGAUUCAUUGGCAAUUCCUGGGUAAAUGUGAGCAAACGUGCCAUGGCGCGAUGGACAUUGCUGCUGGGAUCUGAAAUCUGUAGCUAAUGCGGUUAUUCUAGUGUGCGCGCACGCGUACUGCAUUGCAUUUCUAGAUGUACAAUGUGACUUAACACUUAAAAGGCUGCCGAGUGAAAAAACAAGCCUAAGGAUUUUUUACAAGAAAAAAACAUGAUCGGACUGGCACACGUUUAGUAGGAAGCUAGGGGGGAAACGUACUGGGGUGCAUCAUGAAUAUUCUACAAACAUGCCCAGGCGUUUAAGGGUUAAGACAAAUACACAUGAUAUAGCUUAAUUUGCUGCUGUUACCGUCGUCAAAUUUGAGUGUACAACUUUUAAAACAUCGUAGGAUUUUUUUUUAAUUUAUGAAAUCCCUAUGAGAGCCCUUCUGUUACGAAUAAAGCGCCGCAGACGGCGACAUUUCCACAGAAUAUCCUGAUAUUGUGUGACUGAGCAAGCUGCGUGUUGUAAUAUGGUGUUUUUAAUGCUCUCUUUUAAAUUUGUAAUGAGAUGGAGGCGUUUUGUGAUAAAGCGCCGGUAAAGGGCACAUUUAGCAUUUAAUGCAUGCCCAAAAGUGCACGGGAAAUUAUGCUGGUGUGUGCCAAAUACCACAAAUGGAGGAGAAUGUAAUCAAAUCAGGUCAGUUGAGCAGGUACUGCUUUUGAUGGUUGUGUGUGGGAUGAAUACAUUGUCUUGCCCUAUUCUACAUGUUUUGAGGCUUUUUCAAAUCGUGCAAAGUGGCUCUUAAGACAAAAUAGAAGAAGUUUGCUUUGGGCUGAGGACUUUGGUUAUGUUGGUACAAGGUGCAGUCGCUGGCCAAGCAGCAGCUGAGCUUACCUCCAUCGCCUCCUAAGUUGCAUCUCCUUGUGGGUUUCCAGUCUUAAAAGGCAAUGUGCAACAACAAAGACAAGACCCCCUCUUUAUGGUCCGCUGGGCCUGUGGCACACAUUCUCCCAGCUGCACACCAGAAGGUAGAUAUAGCCCAGCACUGUGCCCUGCUGCUGCCUUUGUUUCCACGGCAUUGAGGUUGGCACUUAUUUUAAGAUUAGUCAACUGAGUAGGUCGAUGCCAAGUACAAAACCGCCUUUAGUUUAGAAAAGUCAAGCGCAUUAGGUCUGUGGCUCGGCAACAUUGAGCUACGUGCCGAUAUAUAUUUUUUUUAGUAAAUACUGAGUGGUGUCUUCCCUGUAUAAAUGUGGAUCAACAGACUGUUCACAUCCUCGGUGUAGUUUUUACUCACAAUAGGCUAUUAUUAUUCUGGACAAAUAUCCUAGCAGAUUAGGUUAUGUUGAGCAGAUAAAUUAGAAUAAAAUGUAUCCUAAUUUGACAAACAUUGUGGGUCAUGUAAGGCUUCACUUGGAAGACUGCAAUCUGGAUGGUAGCUGGUAAAUAUUGCUCUCCACGAGACCACCCAACCAUUGGGCUAACACGAGGCACUUUUUUUCCCCGCGGAGGGAUUUUGCAAGUAGUGCUUUUGUCGUGGGAGGGGCAAACUUAGGCUGCCGUUGAAUCUGCGCAUCCUUAAAUAGUGCCACCACUUUAGUUGAUUUUGCUUUGGUCAAAUAUUUGUGCUCUCGUGUGUUUUCUGUAUGCAAAAAAAUACCCUUUGUGUGUUAAGCAGCCAAGAGAAUGAAUAAAAUAAGGAAUUUAAUUUUUGAUACAGCACCCCAAAACUGCAGCCAAUGAAAUAAACAUAAAAUAGGCUAUGUCUUCAUCUUAACAGAAAUUAUGUUCACAAUGACAGUAACUGAUUUCCUAACCUCUGAAUUCUCACUUUGAUUAAUGGUAAACGCAUCUUGAAAAGGCAAAACAGCCUCGAGUAAAUCGUGUUAAAGCACAAAGAAGAUGCUUACCGAUGUUAUACAUUUUACUAUUUUUUUACAUUCGUGUUAAUGCCCAGUAAGAAAUACCAAAUGUCCUGUUAGAGUGCGGUUUGUGUUGUAACAGAUGUGAAUCGGCAGCUUGCGGAAGGAAGGACCGUGUUUACCUUUGAGCUUUACGUAAGGAAUCUGCUGCUGGGAAUAAAAUGCUAAGGGUGCCAUAUGGUCACAGGGGAGGAUAAUGAGGCGAAUGAAAUCACGUGUCUUAUUGUGUCGGGUGCACAGUGUCCGCAGGUUCUUUGAGAGAAAAUGCAGUCGUUCAGCGAGCAGCUGGGUAUAACCAACCCCCAACCAGGAGGAUUAAGAGAGGGUUACCAAGCGACGGGCCAGUACCGUGGCUUCGAACAGCAGCAGCAGCAACAGCAGCAACAGCAACAACAGCAGCCACCGCCCCCAUCUGCCUCCGGGGCGGGGGACUACUACAGCAGCCAGCACCCGUACCACAGCUAUCUGAACAAUCCCAGUGGAUAUUACUACACCGGGGCCAAGCCACCGCAGGCCGCGCAGUCGGCCACGGGACUUGGUAAUUACCUCCCGGCACAGGAUGGCAACUACAUAGGACAGUACAACAGCGAAGGGCAGCUGCAGUGGAGGGGCCCGCGGUCGACACCGCUGCCGUAUGCUCUAUAUGAGCAGGACCGCUACAGCAGCCCCUUCUCCUCGCCGCACUACCAGCAGACGCAGGCACCAUCGCAGCAGUCUGUGCAGGGCGUGCGGACAGUGCAGCUGCAGCACUCGGGGGGUGCCCAGCAUCCCCCGCCUGCCCCGACGCCCCUCUCCCAGCACCCUCCGCCAGCGCCAACGCCUCUGUCGCAGCACCCAGCGUCAACCCCGACAUCGCUGACGUCUCAGCCGCCCACCAGCCUGUCCCAACACCUCUCGCAGUCCACCAUGUCACAUUCGCAACAGCAGCAACAGCAGCAGCAGCAGUCACCCCACUACCCUCCAACACCCAUGCACUUUUCGCAGCACUACCAGUCAUCUUCACCAUCCCCUUUUCAGUCUCAGCAACAUUACAACCCAAAGUCGCACCCGUUCGCCAUGUCGCAGUACGAUGCCCAUUUAACUGGAUUCCCUAGCGGUGGAGGUGGCGGCAGUUACAGUAAUCAGGGUGGUGGGUUCGGGUACCAGCAAGGAGCAGUGGCAGCCGGCUUUGAGCAAGCUCAGGCAUCACAAAAGCGGCAGUUCUCAACACCCCACAGUCAAGCUGCUGGUCAGAUUAACCUCUACAGCAAUGCAGACAUGGGGGUGAAAUCUCCCUCGCAGUUUCACCACCAACCGUUCAGCCCUGCAUCCACACACUCCCCGGCUCCACAGCAGCAGCAAAUUAAGUCCCCUCCUUACAGCUCCAACACCUCUCCCAUGGUUCAGAGCCCUGAAGGGAGCCACUAUCUUCAAACGCCCCUCGCCGGCAAUGUGAGGGGUCCCAUGACGCAGCUGCUGCACUCCCCAAACCCGUCCACCACGUUAGCAAACAGCCACUUCAAGGCUCCUGCUUUGGAUGGUGGGGUGAAUGCAGAUGUCAGGAGUGCGACCGAGUCAAGAGCGUGCAUGGACGCUAUACGAAUUAACUUGGAUGCCUUGUCCAAUUCUGACGGCAGCAAACCAGCGGGCGAUGGUAGAAAUGUUUCUGAGUGCGGACCCGGGCCAAGUUUGGACAUAAUUAGGAAAGGGACUGAUAAGAGAGCUGAUGCCAGUGGUGGUAUUAAUAUGACCGGAACAGGUUUGGACAUCAGAACGGCUUCAGAUGUCGGGGCAGGAAGUCAGGAAGCGUCACCUCUUCCUGAAAGCAGGAGGAUGGACCCGAGUCUUAGCAGCUUGAACGCUCUCAGUUCUCAGGUCGAGAACAUUCCAAACACCGUUCAACAACUGCUGCUCACGGAUCCUCUUGCAGCGCAUAAGAAGGGUGGAAAACGGUCACCAAAAAAGUCGGAAACGUUGCGUGAACAGCCAGGGAGCGUGGAAUCCUCGAUAAAAAGCAGCAACUGCAGUAGCCCGGCCGGUUCCGAACGGAUGCUGUUUGGCGAGGAGACUGAUGUUCAAAAAUCUUUUCACUUGGAGAACAAAGAUCAGCUGCACCAGAGUCAUUUGUCGUCAUCCUACAUGCUGCACCGACAGCAGCCAGCACCUAGUAUAUCUCACGGCACAGAGUUGAUCUCUCCUGUAUCUCAACCCAGACUGGUUAACAAAGACUCUGGAAACUCGGUAGGAGCUCCUAAAGAACCCAUUUCAGGAAACCACUUGACGAAGGGAGAUGGCAAAUGUCCUGGCGUUAUUGUUUCAAGGGAUGGCAUUGACAUGUCCUCAAAGGAGUACGUCGUACGUAAGGAGCAAGGUGGUGCAGUUGAAAGAAGUGACACAAACUUAGUAACCGAGAUGAAUGAGCGGUGGCCUUUUCAGUGCGUUAGCGUUAUUUCUUCGGGGAUGGAGGAUCCCACCAAACGGGAGGCGGACAGUCUGACGGGGGAAAUAAAUGUAAAUAGAGAAAAUGCUGUAAAUAUGAGUUCUCGGCCAAGUACCAGUGACUUAGUGUCCCAUGUAAACGCCACCAGCACAAUGGGCAAGUCCUGCCAAAUGGCAAUACCUGUUCAAGAAGCCAACAAUACGAGUAACGCAAAAGCUUCAGAUGCCCGAUAUCAUUCACAGUGCACAGACACCCCCAAUAAAGACCAGCAGGGUGGGUUUCCCACAAAGUAUGGACCCCCUCAGUCAUCUGACAGAUGCUCAGAUAGUGCAGAGAACAGUCGCAUUGCUUUGGAAAGUUUUAGUAGGCUCAUAGAAAAAUCUGAACACGAGCAAAUGUCUUCGAUGAAACAGCUGAUACGUGACCUGUCCAUUCCACUCCAGAGUGUCGAUAGUCAUGUUAAUAAAAGGAAUUCUGCAUCGCAACAACCUGAUCAGCUGUUGGGUUCUAAGGGCGAGUGUGUAUCAAACCAUCAAUCUGAAAUCCCCAGCAGAAAAUCUCCGAGGUCCAAUACGAGGUCUUCUGUUUUACAGUCAGCCAACAUGGAUAAAAAUCAGUCUGCUGUUGAUUUUUCACAACACAGUAAAUCUCCACAAAAACAUGCCCCUGGUAGUUACUUUAGGGGUGGUAAAACAUCGCCUGUAAGAAGCGUUGCCCACGCAAUGCCCAUCACAGCUCAUUCGGCACCAUCCGCGGCAAUGGGCAAGCCCAACCCAGUGAAUGCUUACGAUUCCAAAAAACCAGGAAGAAAUGUUGAGGCUAAAAAACUCAAAUUAGAAAUGCCUGCACAAGCGGCAAGUGCCGAGGGCAUAGAUUAUUCCAUGUCUGUUACACCUGACAGAAAGAGGUCGGGACGUAGGCCAAGUGUCAAAAAUUCAAUUGAUGGCCAGCAAAGGUCUCCUGUUCACGGUCAUACAACAAAACUCUCUCCACUAGUACACAGCGAUCAGAGUGUCAGCUUGUCGCCCACAAAACCAUCUGCAGGCAUAGACAUGACAGGGAACAAGAACACUCCGCCAACACUGCGAAGGUCUGGAAGGCCACAGUUUUCACCAACAGACAAAAAAGGAACCAUAGACGACGAUGGAAAUGAGAAGCGGAUGGAUGAGCAGGGCAGGAGGACCGAAGAUCAACAAAGUACAGAGGCUGCAGGGAAAAGGCCUUUGCGUCGAGUUAGUUCAGGCUCCGCGGCUGAAAACAUUAAAGGGCCUGGAACUGCUGGAGUGAGUGUCAGUCCUGCUACCAGCCCUCAGCUGGCAAAGAAAUUGCAGGGUCCUCCCAACAGUCCCGUGUAUCCAACAAGGAUGAGCCCACGAAAGACAUCCCCUCGUGGAAGUAUGUCUGCGGAAGAUGGCCCCAUUCUACCCGCUUCGCCCUCUAACAGGGUUUUGAGUCAGAUCAGACAAACUCCGUCGGACCACCAAAUGGUAAAUUCGACUACCAACUCUAAAGGAGAAAUGGGAGAAUCAGCAAAACCGUCUGCAUCGGCUGAUUACAGGCAGGGUAUGAAUAAACGGAAGCAGGUGUCAGAUGCAACCAUAGCCAUUGACAUGUCGAAAGGAAACUUUGCACGAAAAGAGCUUGCUUUGCGCAAUGACCAAGAAGAAAAUGACUCCAUGAAAAGAAAGUACAAACAACCAGCUAAAGACCUUUCUCUAAAGAGACCACGUUCCGAGUCGCUAGAUGCAAACGUUAACAAGCAGGCGUCGGUUGUCAAUGAGAGCCAGGUAAAAGCAACCCCUAAUUCUCACUGUAAACAAAGUCUGUCCAACCUUCCAACUCCAGGUAGGACAAAAAUUCUUCCUCCAAGAAAGAGCAGAGGACUGAAGUUGGAAGAGAUUGUCCAGAAAAUCACAUCGCCAAAACGAUUAAUUUCUUCUUCGGCCAACAAUACUCCCGAUGGGCACACAAAUAGUUCAUGUCUGGAAGCAAUUCUGUCAGGAAACACUGAUCAACAUCGUGUUAAGGUCGAGCCAGAGGAUAAAUCUGACAAUAAAUUGGCUUUACCUGCUCCGCAGCAGAAGACUAAUUUGAAUGUAAGUCCAGGUAAUGUGGGAGUAGUUUCUCCUUCUGAGAUAGUAACGAUUACAAUAGGGGACAGUGAUGAAGAGAUGCAUGGGGGGACCAACAAGGGAAUCAGAAAAGCUGCAUCCUUACAGCCAUUUAAGUAUCCAAACUCUGAUGGCAUUACAAAGCCAGGAAUGCCCCCCAUGAAGUCACCGCCCCAUGCCAUGAAUCGGGCAAAUGCAUUUUCUGCACUCCCAACGACAUCUGUAUCUCAAAAUGUAAAUGCUGCCCAAAAUAUAAUGAAGGCAUCCACCUCGUCCCCCAAGUGGUCGAGAGUUAAUUUAAACAAUGCUUACAACACAUCUUCCACAUUGUCCCCUCCUGGGCGAUCUACUUUAUAUCGCGGACCAAGGUUUCCUGCGGCACCUAAUAUGCCAACUUCGUCGAGUUAUGCUGCCAGACCCAGGACUCCUGGAAUUGUUGGCAGACCGAGGGCUCCACCUGCUAUAGUGCAACCCACUGGCUCAGGAUCAGCGACGAGACCAAUGGUUUCAAGUCCGACGUUCAGACACAAAACACCGAGCCUGGCUGUCCGCCUUGCAGCACCUGGUUCGAUGGUCAGACCAACAUUGUGUUCGCCAAACGUCAGGCUUCCAGGUAACUCUGUAAAAACAGCAUCUAAUGUCCCAGCAGUUAGGCCUUCUGCUACAGGCCCAGUCAUAGUCAGAGCAUCGGCCACAGGUUCAGGCGCAAAGCUUGCAGAGCAGCAGUGUAGGUCGUAUGCAAAGGGUUCAGACAAGCCUGUGUGUGCUAUUAAAAAAGAACCGGCAUCUGAGAGUACAGCCAAGCAUGACGCCUCUAAUACUGGAAAGGGUGAUGAGACCAGAAAGAGAAAGAUGAUCAAUAAAGGAAAGAAAUUAGGGCCAGUGGCAAAAAAGAGAAGGGGGCGACCCAAAAAGCAGUUUGGACCCAGAGUGCAGCCCAAUGAGCCCGAGAUAAAGCUUAAAUCUUUGUCUCACAGGCCUGAAGAUAAAACCGAUUCGAAAAUCAAAUGUUUCUCUCCGUACAUCAGAGUGCAAAACAAGAAUAGUUUAAAGUCCAUAUGUACUGUUGUGAACAGCAAUGACGAGGAGUCUAAAUUAGACAAACCAAAGAAAUCAUCUGGCACAGCGCUCACGCAAACGGUUUCUCACAUCGUUCCAUUGUCGUCCUGCUUUGUGAUGGGGCGAGUGGUAACGGACACCCAGAACAAGGGCGCGCUUGUGUGCUGCUUCUGCGGCUUCUCCGCCAACUUCAAAGAGCUCGGGGACCUCUUUGGCCCAUACUACCCACAAGGCCACGCACCUGCGGCAAGGAAGCCUCAGUCGGCCCCAAGCAAGGAUCGCCCGAGCGAGGAUGCCGAGGUCGCGAGCGAGACGACCCGAGUUUCGGAGGAGCCCGAGGAAGGGCACAAGGCCAGCCCUGCCGAACCGGCGGGGUCGAGCGAUCACAGAGGAACGAAGAAGCCGCGGGCAGGCUCCACGGACGAGAACUGUGCGUCGUUACGCGGGAGCACACGGGGGGCGCGCUGCCGCAAACCCAGCUGCUACUGCUGCGUGGACAGCGACGGGGCCGUGGAGAAGAGCUCGGACGGUCGCUCCAGAAAAGGGAGGAAGGAAGCGGUGGAGAAAGAGUCGCCGACUGCGGAGGCGCAGCCGCCUCCCGAGGUGCCGCUCGACAACGAGGAGUUCUGGGUCCACCAGCCGUGCGCCGUGUGGACUAGCGAUGUCUUCCUCGUCGGAGGACGGCUCUACGGACUGCUCGAAGCGGUGGAGAUUGCUCGUGACAUUAGCUGUUCCAAGUGCCAGCGGACAGGAGCCACGCUGGGAUGCCACGGCAAGGGAUGCGCCCAGCGCUAUCACUUCAUCUGUGCCAUGGAAGCGGAUUGUUUGCUAUGCGAAGAUAAUUUCCUGAUCAAAUGUGCCAAACAUAAGGGUAGAGGGAUGGCUGCUUCUGUGGAAAGCACGGAGAGGAGAUAACCACGCUCUCUUAUCACCAGAAUGGUUUCGAAGGAUUGAUGUUUUAGUAGAAAUUCUUUACCAUCUACCCACAACUUCCUGCCCUCUAGCAAUUUGCUGCCUGCACAGUUCUCCAGGAUUUUAAGAAAGGAAAAAAUAAAAAGACCUGGUGGAAUUACUGUUCAUUCACAGCUGUUUUUAUUUUAAAUGACCCACGUGAUGUCCACAUGCUGCUACUGGCCACGGACAAGACAGCCUGUAAGAACUCGCUUAUAUGACUCAUUCAUAGUCGAGUACAUUUAGCACUGACCAGGUGAUGGCAUUGUAUUGUUGUAAUAUAUAGGUCGGCUUGCCAGGAUUAUGUUACAAUUUGAGGCGUUAAAACAAGUGCGCAACACCUUUCUUAAGAGCUGCAGAAUUAUGUAUUCUUUAAACAUCAUCUGCAUAACGAUCGUUAACACCUUCAGUUUUCCCCCUGGCAAGCCAACAUUUUCAAAUAUCAAAAACGGUUAGCAAAAGUUUAAAUGAAUUUUUGUAGAAAGAUCUCCCAUUAGAAUUUAUGUGCAUCUUCUCAUUGUAAGACUGUUUUUAAUGUUUAAAAAUGUGGCCUGAAACACAGGAAAAAGAUAAUAAUGCAGAAUAAUUUGAUGGAUAAAGAGUUAACAGUUUACAAACAAGCAGGGGUUAAAUUGUAGGAGGAGCAUUGACCAUUUUCUUGGUUUUAUAAGUGGUGGAUCCGUAAUGCAGCUUAGUGCAAGUGCCGUAUCUAAACUGGGAGCAGCUGCAUUUCAAUUGGCCUUGUGAAAGAAUAAGGGAUAAACACGACACAAAUUCCCCUUACAGCUGCCACCUUCCCUACAAUUUAACCCUUGCCAAUGACAUAGUACUCAUGCCAGCGUUUACUUUUUGAUCAUGUAGUCCUUGUAGGUAAGUUAGUGUUCUGAAGCUAAGGGAAGAAGCUGUAUACAAAAGGCGGUAAAUAUGGUUAUACUGUAUUAGUUUAGUUGGAAACCACGGCAGUGUUGAAGGGGGGGGGCAGUAUUCUUGGCAUGUCACCGACUGUCGUUUGAACAAUAAAAUAUACACACAACGUCCCACAUGAGAAUUCCUUUUCACGCAUUUUUGGAAGUGCUUUGUGCAAAACAUCUCGCAAAUUUUGGAACCAAGCCCGUAGCUGAAGAACAACAUCGGUUGCCUUGAUUCACCUUCCCUUGCAAAAGAAACAGUGUUUAAACAAAUUGAAAGAAAAUCCACUCUGGAAGCACACGGUAUUGCAGCAGUGUUAUGCUGCCUUGUUCUCUUGAGGCUUCCAUUGUCACCGAGAAUCUGCCCUGACUGCGUUUGGGCCCCUUUGCACUUAGAUGAGAAAUGAAUUGGUUUCCAAUCAUAUUUUUCUAUUUUCACAUAGUUUUGUUUAAAUUUGCUAGGUGAGGAUUUAGUUAAAAAAAAAGUUUAAAUUCUACUUGGUUGUGCGCAGUAAACUGUUAUUAUAUCCCCAUUCAGGACCGAUGCACAAUUUCAGUGGACUCUUAUGACGAGAACAUUCGUACCAAUUUUUAAAGUAAAAACUUUUGUAGUUACGGAACAUUCUUUAGCUGCUGAAAAGGUUUUUUUUCAGCAAUGUAACGUGAUUGACAGCUGGCUGGCUUUCUCCCCCGCAAAUCAGAUGCAACCGCCUUUGUCCCGCCGAGUUAUUCAUAUCAUCUACAGCUUCCUACGGUUUCUAUCACACGUGUUGCGCCUUCGCUUGAAUGCACAAGCCAACAAACACGGCUGAGCACGCACACGGCAACGGAGCUGCAUAAAGUCACCAAUGUUGAGUUACAAGUUGUUAUCUUGCCAUGGUGAACAUUCAAUGAAAUUGACAGGACUUGUGUUCAAAUGAAAUAUUACUCUUUAAAAUCCCAGCUCUCUUGGUCCAUUUUGCGUUGAAUUUCCUUUACGAAAGCGACACAUUUUCUGACGUUCCAUAGGGUUAGAACUCCACAAACUGUGCAUACUUCUAUUGUAUUUUUGUGCAUAUUUUUAAUGAAAGUGCUCAUUUCGUUCAUAAAUCUGCUGGUGGUUUUCUUUUUUGUGUUGUAAAGUUCAAUUUUACGUAAGUGUGGGAUUGCGCCACAUUGAAUGUUACGUGAUUGUAUUGUUUAUGUAUUAUACAAUAAAAUGUUAUUACUGUUGA
Molecule: messenger RNA, 13490 nt
Organism: Petromyzon marinus (sea lamprey)
Lineage: Eukaryota; Metazoa; Chordata; Hyperoartia; Petromyzontiformes; Petromyzontidae
Source: RefSeq, a predicted model, not a curated record